AACGAUCCUCCCCAAGCCGCCCCCUGCAGUCUGCACCGGAGGGACGGGGACAGGCGGACAGGUGGAGACCGACACCAGCUUCCUGCUGCGCUUCUCCUCCGUCCGGUGGCUCGCACAGAGUUUGGCUGCCGUUUGCCAGUCAGCAUGAGCAUGUACGGGUCUCAGAAGGCCCUGAACAUGGGCCGCAGGGUCGGGUCCAAAGGCGACUUGACUGGCGCGGGCAGCUACCAUUACGCACGGAGCGAAGUCCUGCACGGAGACGGUAAUGGAUUCGACCCCUACAUGGAAGGAUACAACACGUACACCUUUUCACGGUCCUCUUUAGGCGGAAUGGCUGGCGGCAUGUCGGGUGGGAUGAUGAGCACUAUGGGAGGCGGAAUGAGUGGCUCCAGCCUCAGUGCCGUCCACCAGCGGGCCAUGAUCCUGCAGGACCAGUGCCAGGAGUACCUGAAGAAAGCCGAAUACGCCCUUCAGUCUGGCGGUGCCCCCGGAGACGCCGAGCGCUACAUGGCGAUGUCUAAAGACACCAUCGAGCAGCUGAAGAGCUGCGCGAUGGACCUGAGGCAGAUGGGACAGCCCAAUGACAACGUAGUCAGGACUUUGGAGAUCUGUAAAGACCAGCUGAAGGGGGUCCACAAGGCCAUCACAGGCACCAUGCACAGGAGGAGGAGCACCAGAGGGAGCUCCGGGGGCUGGGAGGAGGCUGGAAGGAGCUUCCAAGACGCUAUGGCGUGGAUUACACAGCACAAGCGGCUCAUUGAAACAGCUCAGUGGGGAGACGAUCCUGCAGCCAUCGAGCAGCAGCUCAUCAGCCACCAGAAGUUUCACAGCUCCAUCCAGAGGAGCCUCGAGGUGGACCGAGCCAGAGACGAGCUGAUUAAGAAAGGAGACAAAGGAGCUCUUCACGCUCUGGACCGAGAAUGGGACAGUUUGCAGAAAAUGUCGUUUGGUCGGAUCCAGCAGCUGCAAGAGCUCCAGCAGAUCAUCCAGGAAAUGUCCAAAGAGAUCAUGUGGGUGAACGACAGGGAGGAGGAGGAGCUCAUGUUUGACUGGGGAGACAAGAACAUCGACCAGUACAUCCCACGGAAGCAGGAGAGCUACUCAAAACUGAUGAGUGCCUUGGAGGUCAAAGAGAAGGACCUGAAUAAACUCAAAGCCAAAGUGGAUACCCUCCUGAAGAGCGACCAUCCGGCUUCAGACAAGAUUGAGGCCUACAGGGACACUCUGCAGACUCAGUGGAGUUGGCUGCUUCAGAUCACCAAGUGCAUUGAUGUUCAUCUGAAGGAGAAUGCAGCUUACAACCAGUUCUUCAAGGAGGCCAAUGAGACCUACAGCACCCUGCAGAGGGAACAUGAAACGGUCCGAAAGAAGUUCACCUGUGAUAAGAACAGCUCGCUGGACAACCUGCUGGAGCUCCUCAAGGGACUGGAGUGGGAGAAGGAGAAGAUUAUGGAGAACAAGAGGCAGGUUCAGCACCUGGUCAACAGCUCCAAGAACAUCGUGAGACUGAAACCCAGAAACCCCGAAGAGAAGAGCGGCAGCCCCAUCGUCGUCAAAGCCCUGUGUGACUUCAAACAAGACCAGAAGGUGAUCUGUAAGGGUAACGAGGCCAUCCUGAAGAACAACAGUCAGCGCAGUAAGUGGGACAUCACCGGCCCAGGAGGACUCGAUAUGUCGGUGCCCUCAGUGUGCCUGAUCGUACCUCCUCCCAACCCCCUCAGCGUCAGUCUGGCCAGCAAGAACGAGCAGUACUAUGAGGCCAUCCUGUCCAUCUGGAAUCAGCUGUACAUCAACGUCAAGAGUCUCAUCGCCUGGCAGUACUGUCUCGUGGACAUCAAACGCAUCAACUCCCUCACCAUCUCCAUGCUGGCCCAGAUGCGUCCUGAGGAAUACCGACAAAUUAUCAAGAGCCUGGAGACUCACUUCCAGGACUUCAAAGUGAGCAGCCAAGGCUCCCAGAUGUUUGGUGACGAGGACAAGAGGUCCAUUGAGAACCAGUUCAAUGGAGCCCAGACCCACUAUGACCAGCUGGUGGUGCAGCUGCCAACUUACAUUGCACAACAGGAACAGAUAGAAGUACAGCAAGCAGCUGAGCAACGCCACCAGCUGAUUAUAAUACAGCAGCAACAGCAACAAGCUGCCGUCGAAGAGGAGGCCAGGAGGAUCGAAGAGGAAAGACGGAAAGUGGUGAAAACUAAGAAGGAGCCGGUGAAGAAGAAGGUGGUGGUGUACUCGUCAUCCUCCCGCAGCUUGUCUGAGCUGCAUGCGCUCAGACUGAGGCUGGAGGGCAUUGAGGACACUCUGAGUCAGCACGUUCACAUCUGCCUCGGAGACGAUGGCGUGCACGACUGUCGCUUCAAGAUCACUCAGCUGGAGACCGUGCAGCAUGACGUCGACUCAUUGCGUGAGGAGUACUUACGCUUGAGGGAGCGUAUUUUGAAGGAGCUGGAGGAAAUGAACGAUUCAGAUAAAGCCCAGUUCCUCCGCAGUGAGGUUGGAAUCAUCAACCAAAGGCUGGGAAGUCUGGAGAGCAGCUCAUCAGCUUACCUGCAGCGACUGCGGGCUCUAAGGGACAUGCUGGAGAGUGUGGCGCGAGCUGAAGACCUUGUGAAAGUUCACGAGGCGAGACUGACGGAGAAAGAGACCACCUCUCUGUCGCCCAGUGAAGUGGAGGAGUACAUGUUGACCCUGAAGAACGUUAAAGCAGAGCUGGAUCAGAAGAAGGACGUUCUGGCCUCCAUGGAGGCCGAGUUGGCCAAGGCGAGCCACUGGAACGGCCAGGUGGGCGGAGCCUUCCACAGGUGUGACAUGAUGCUGUCCAAAUACACUGAGCAGGUGGGGCUGCUGUCAGACCGCUGGAGACGAAUCCAUGGACAGAUUGACACCAGACUCCAGGAUUUGCAGGUCUAUCAGCCUCAGCUGCAGCGCUACAAGCACACCAGCACCUCCCUCAUUGACUGGAUCGAUGCCACGCGGAAGAAACAAGACGUCCUGCAGGCCACCAAGAUAGACUCCAUCGAAGCACUGAAAGACCAUAUUAGCAACCAGAAGGCCCUGAAUUCAGAAAUCAAAUUGAAGAGGGAGACAGUAGAAAGUGUGCUGAAGGACAGUGAGGCCUGUGUGAAUUCUAUUAAGGACUAUGAGACAGACCUUGCUGCUUACACCUCUGGUUUAGAGACUUUACUCAACAUCCCCAUCAAGAGGACAAUGCUGAGGUCACCAUCAAUGGAUCUUAACGAGGAGGCUGUACAACUGCAAACCCGUUACAUGGAGUUGCUUACCCAGUCCAAUGACUACUACAGAUUCCUGGGAGACCUGCUCAAAAACAUGGAGGAGCUCAAGAUUCGUAACACCAGGAUCGACCUGUUAGAGGAAGAACUUCGGGCACUGAGGGAGGACGUCCAAGACUGCAACACCAAGAACAAAUCUCUGGAAGAGACUGUUGCCCGCUACCAGCUGCAGCUUUCCCUGUCGCAGGACCAGCUGCUGUCGAUGGAGGAGGUUAAACAAAAUACAGUGAUUCAGUGCAAUGCCACCAAGGAGAGCCUAGACAGCACUCAGAGCCAGCUGGCAGACCUCAGCGAUCAGGUGACACGUCUCAACUACUUACUUGAGGAAGAAAAAAGGAAGAGGAGGCUGGCAGAGGAGCGCUAUACUCAGCAGCAGGAGGAGUAUGAGUCGGUGGUGAGGAAGAGGCAGAAGGAGCUGGAGACAGUCAGCUGGUCCAAGGUGGAGUUGGAGAAGAGUGUGGCAAAUAAGGACCAUGAGAUAGAACAGCUGCGGCGGCAGCUGGCUGAGGAAGCGGACAGGGUGAAGGAGCUGCAGAGGGAGAUGUCAAAGGUAAGAAGUCAAUGCAGUAUGGAGAUUAAUAACUUAAAGCUCAGCUACGAAUCCCAGAUCCAAGUCAGCCGCACAGACAUCCAGAGGCUGGCAGCCCAGAGGGAGGAGGACACAGCUGAUCUCCAGAUGCAGUAUGACAGGAUAGUGGCAGAGAGGAGGAACCUGGAGGAGGAGCUCAGGAGGCUCAGGAUGCAUAGCAAUGAGGCUGAGGAGCAAAGGAAGAGGGCGGAGGAAGAAGCUGGCAGUCAGCGGGCUGUCAUCACAGAGGAAGGGCGCAGGAGGAGGGAACUAGAAAGUCAAGUGGAAGUGCUGAUGAGGGAGAGAGAUGAAGAAAGCAGACAGUAUAGAGAGGAGAUUGCUGAAGUCAUGAAGAGUCUGCAGGAGAAAAGGGAGGAGCUGGCAUAUGUCACACACAGUCUAGAAGAGGAGACCCGCAGGAGGAGGACCAUAGAAGAGGGUCAGGAUGUGAUGGAAAAGACUUUGGCCCAACUGCAGGUGAAGCUAACAAGUUCAUCAGUGGCUGCAACCCAGCUGGGCGAGUGCAAGGAAGAGCUUCAGAAGCUGCGUUUGGAGCUGGACAGGGAGGGCAGGGAGAGAAGCAGAGUAGAACAGAACAUGAGCAGGUUACAGGGACGCAUGAAGGACCUUCAGGCUGUGAGAGAUGGACUGGAGAGCCAAAUGGAACAUCUGAGGAAGGCUAACCAAGAGGAAGUGGCCAGAAGACGGCAGGUAGAGACAGAGCUGGAAAAGACCAGAUUAGUCAUAACAGAGUACACAAGCACCAUUACAACACUACGCCAGAACCAAGACCAAGCCAGCACAUUGGAAAAGAGAGGUGAAGAAGAACGUCUUAGGUUACAGGAGGAGCUAGAGAGAAGCUUGGGACAAAACAAGACCUCUGCAGAGCAGGUGACGCAACUGAGCUCAGAGCUGAAAGCCAUGCAGCAACAAGUCCUUCAGGAGCAGGCCAGAGUGAAAGAGGCAAACCUCAGGAAUGAGGGUCUUUACAGAACCGUAGAGGAGAAAAGCAAGGCACUGAAUGAGAAUGGAGUUGAGCUUCAAAGGCUGAAGGAGAUGACAGAAACUCAGACAAAAGAGAGGCUGAGGCUGGAGGAGGAACUAAGGGCAGCACGACACGAUAAAGAGGAACUCCUGAGACUGAAACAGGAAUGUGACGAUGAGCUCUCCUCCCAGAUUACUGCCCUGGAUCUGGACCUGCAGGCCAGUGAGCGCAACAAUGUAGAUUACCGCAACCUGGUCUCAGAGCUCUCCAUGGAGAGGGAGAGACUAGAGCUGGAGAUUGAGAAAAUACAAAUCCAAGCCUCCGAGACAACAGCCAUGAUGCAAUCCAUUCAGUCCCAGUACAAUGAUAUUGUGAGGGAGAGAGAUGCCCUGUUGCUGAAAGUGCAGUUGUCUGAAAAGGACAAAGAUCGCUUUCAGAGGCUAGAGGAUGAACUCAGUCACAUUAAACAGUCCCUUGAAUCUGAGCUUCGAAAUAAACAACGUCUGUUGGAAGAGAACGAGAGGGUGAAGAGGGAUUUAGACUACUGGAAGGACCAGCAUGACAGCAAGCAGGGCUUGAUCAGGCAAUGUGACACGGACAAGGAACGUCUGGAGAGGGAAAAGAACUCUUUGAAGAGUGAGAUAGAGAGGCUGAUGAGGGAACUCAGGGAGCUUGAGGAUACAUAUAAAAGUAAGCUGGCAGCCCUUCAGAAAGAAUUGCGGGAGCUGACCAUUAUUAGACAAAAUAUGGAAAUUGAGUUGAGGAGAGCUAGAGAGCCCCCAACCUUGGAUCCCUCCACUUUAAUUUUUGACGGAGUUCGCAAGCCAGUCACAGCAAAGCAGUUGCUUGACUGUGGUGUUUUGGACAAACCAACCUUUAACCAGCUUGUGAAUGGGCAUAAGACUGUUCCUCAGGUGUCUGUUGACAAAAAAGACAGUCUAAAAGGGACAGGCCCAAUAGCUGGGGUGGUGAUUGAAGGUCCGAAAAGUCCAGGAUCUAUCACUGGACCCCUAUGCAAAAUGACUUUCACAGAAGCCAAGAAAGAUAAUCUCCUGCCAGCAGAUAGCAUCGACCUGCUACUGGAUGCUCAGGCUGCCACAGGCCAUAUAAUUGACCCCAGGACUAAUCGGAAGUUGACAGUUGUAGAGGCAUGUAAUCAAGGUGUGAUUGAUGAAGAGGACAGAGAGCGGUUGCUAGCAGCGGAAGCUGCAGCUGUAGGAUAUAGUGGUCCUGGCGCAAACAAACCACUUUCAAUAUUUCAGGCAAUGAAAAAAGGCCUGAUUGACAAGAACACAACACUGCGUCUGCUGCAAGCCCAGGAGUCUGUGGGGGGCAUCCUAGAUCCCAUUCUCAGUGUGUUCCUUCCCAAAGACACAGCCAUUGAGCGUAACCUAAUUGAUGAUGACAUAUAUCAUGCUCUGAAUCAGAGGCCUGAGCUCUACCUGGACCCAGAUAGUGAGGAGGGUGUAACGUAUAUGUCAAUGAAGAGGAAAUGCAAGGUAGAUCCACACACAGGCCUUAUGCUUCUUCCUAUCUAUGAGAAAGUAGAUCCCUCCAAACUUGUCUUUGAUGGUGUUCGGAAACCUGUCACAGCCAAGCAGCUGGUUGAUUGUGGUGUACUAGAUAAGCCAACAUUUAAAGAUUUAGAAAAAGGGAAUAAAACUGUCCCAGAGGUGUCUGUAGACAAAAAUGUUAAUCUAAAGGGGACUGGGCCUAUUGCUGGAGUUAUAGCUGGGAGUCAAGGCAAAAUGCCUUUGUCAGAAGCUAAGAAACAGAUGCUGCUGCCGGAAGAUAGUGCAGAUUUGCUACUAGAAGCGCAGGCUGCCACAGGUCACAUCAUUGACCCCAGAACAAAUCAGAAGCUGACAGUAGAAGAGGCGUGUGCCAGAGGGGUGGUGGACAUUAGGGAUCGAGACAGAUUAUUGGCAGCAGAGGCUGCUGCUAUUGGAUACAAGAAUCCUAGUGCAGCCAAGCCGCUUUCAGUGUUUGAGGCCAUGAACAAGGGAGUGAUAGACAAGAAGACUGGGGUCCGCCUGCUGCAAGCUCAGGAGUCUGUGGGAGGCAUUCUGGAUCCCAAUCUCAGUGUCUUCCUCCCCAAAGAUACAGCCAUCAAGCGCAACCUUUUGGAUGAAAACCUCCGUCAAGUUCUAAACCAGAGUCCCAAGUGUUACCUUGAUCCAGAAACUGAGCAUGAUACCAGUUACGGGGCAUUGAAGAAAAGGUGCAGGACAGAGCCUCACACAGGUCUGCUGCUUUUGCCAGUCACUGAGAAGCUUGACCCUUCCAAACUGAUAUUUGAUGGUGUCCGCAAGCCAGUAACAGCACAGCAGUUGCUUGAUUGUGGAGUCUUGGACAAAACAACAUUUAACCAGCUAACGAAGGGGGAGAAAACUGUCCCAGAGGUGUCAGUGGAUAAAAAGGUUUUUUUAAAGGGGACAGGAUCCAUUUCUGGUGUAGCAGCAGGACCUUUAGGGAAAAUGUCUUUAUCAGAGGCCAAGAAACAGAUGCUCAUGCUCCCAGAGAGUGCAGAUUUGCUACUGGAUGCCCAGGCUGCCACAGGCUACAUUAUUGACCCCACAAGCAAUCAAAAGCUGACCGUAGAGGAAGCAUGUGCCAGAGGAGUAGUGGACAAUAGAGACAGAGACAGACUCUUAGCAGCAGAAGCUGCUGCUGUUGGCUACCGGGAUCCCAGCACAGCUAAGCCUCUAUCAGUGUUUGAGGCAAUGAAGAAGGGAUUAGUUGAUAGGAAAACUGGGCUACGUCUACUACAGGCCCAGGAGUCUGCAGGGGGCAUUCUGGAUCCCAAUCUCAGUGUGUUCCUUCCUAAAGACACAGCUGUAAAGCGCAACCUUUUGGAUGAAGAUCUCUGCCACACUCUAAACAAGAGGCCUGAGUGUUACUUUGACCCAGACACUGAGCUAGAUAUCAGCUAUGGGGCUUUAAAGAAAAGAUGCAAAACGGAGUCUCACACAGGCCUAAUACUUCUGCCAAUCACUGAGAGGAAAGACCCUUCCAAAUUGAUGUUUGAUGGUGUCCGCAAGCCAGUCUCAGCACAGCAGUUGUUUGAAUGUGGGGUCCUUGACAAGCCAACAUUUAACCAGCUAGUGAAAGGGGAGAAAACUGUUCCAGUGGUGUCUGUGGAAAAGAUGGUUUAUCUGAAGGGGACUGGAUCCAUUGCAGGGGUUAUAGCUGGACGCCAAGGCAAAAUGUCUUUAUCAGAAGCCAAGAAACAGAAGCUCCUGUCUGAAGAUAGUGCAGAUUUGCUAUUAGAAGCCCAGGCUGCUGCAGGCCAUAUCAUUGAUCCUAAAACUGAUCAUAAGCUGACAGUGGAGGAGGCAUGUGCCAGAGGGGUGGUGGACAUUGGGGAUCGAGACAGAUUAUUGGCAGCAGAGGCUGCUGCUGUGGGAUACAAGGAUCCUAGUACAACCAAGCCUCUCUCAGUGUUUGAGGCCAUGAACAAGGGACUGAUAGACAGGAAGACUUGCAUCCGGCUGCUGCAAGCUCAGGAGUCUGUGGGAGGCAUUCUAGAUCCAAACCUCAGUGUCUUCCUCCCGAAGGAUACAGCUAUCAAGCGCAACAUUUUGGAUGAAAACCUCAGUCAUGCCCUCAAGCAGAGUCCUGCUUCCUAUCUGGACCCAGAAACUGAGCAUGAUGUCAGCUAUGGGACUUUGAAGGCGAGAUGCAAGACAGAGCCCCACACAGGCCUUCAGCUUCUGCCAGUCUCUGAGAAGGUUGACCCCUCCAAACUGUUCUUUGAUGGUGUCCGUAAGACAGUCACAGCACAACAAUUGCUUGAUUGUGGGGUUCUGGACAAGCUAACAUUUGACCAACUAGUGAAGGGGGAGAAAACGGUCUCAAAUGUCUCUGUAGAUAAGAAAGUCUUUCUAAAGGGAACAGGAUCAAUUGCUGGUGUUGCAGCUGGACCCUUAAGGAAAAUGUCCUUCACAGAGGCAAAGAGACAGAAGAUUAUGUCUUCUGACAGUGCUGACAUGCUGCUGGAUGCUCAGGCAGCCACAGGUCACAUCAUUGACCCCAGAACGAAUCAGAAACUGACAGUAAAAGAAGCAUGUAAUAGAGGAGUAGUGGACAAGGAGGAUGAAUCAAAGUUGCUUGCAGUUGAGGCUGCUGUUAUAGGUUACAGAGACAUAAAUACUGCCAAGCUCCUGUCAGCUGGCCAGGCCAUGAAGAAGGGAUUAAUCGACAAGGACACUGCUCUACGUAUACUUCAGGCUCAACAGUCUGUAGGGGGUAUUUUGGACCCUGUCCUGAGUGUCUUCCUUCCUAAAGAUAUUGCUAUGAAGAGGGAUCUCAUAGAUGAGGACCUAUACCAGGCUCUGAAUCAGCAUCCUGAGUGCUAUUUGGACCCAGACACCCAACAAGCAACUAACUAUGUAAAUCUGAAGAAAAAAUGCAAAUCAGAUCCAAGCACAGGUCUUUUACUUCUCCCUGAACCUAAAAAACCAAUAACUGUCCAGGGUCUCAGGGGCCAGGUGUCAGUCAUAGAUUUAGUGGAUGCCAACUUGCUGGAGCGUUCUGACAUGAACCAACUGAGGGCGGGCAGAUUGGCAAGCCAGGAAAUCGAAGAUCGCCUGCGCCCCUACCUGAGGGGUUCUACCUGCAUUGCAGGAGUUUAUGAUGAGGCCAGUGAUAAGAUGAUGUCCAUAUACCAGGCCAUGAAAAAUGGACUGUUGCAAGAUGAGACAGCUCUGGAACUGCUUGAGGCCCAGGCUGCCUCAGGCUUCAUAGUUGAUCCUAUCAACAACAAUUACCUGACUGUUGGUGAUGCCUACAAUAAAAGACUAUUUGGGCCAGAGUUUAAGGACAAACUGCUAUCAGCAGAGAGGGCUGUGACUGGUUACAAAGAACCUGGUACAGACAGGAUCAUCUCCCUCUUUCAGGCCAUAGAGAGAGGUCUGGUGGAGAAAGGUCACGGCAUCCGUCUGCUAGAGGCUCAGAUUGCAAGCGGUGGUAUCAUUGAUCCUGUACACAGCCAUCGUAUCGAUGUCAGUGUUGCCUACAAGAGAGGUUACUUUGAUGAGAAAAUGAACAACAUCCUGACUGAACAGAGUGUGGACUCAAAGGGCUUCUUUGACCCUAACACAGAAGAAAACCUAACCUACAUGGAGCUCAAGAAACGUUGUAUCACACAUAAAACUGGCCUCAUCCUUUUGCCUAUCAUGGACAAGAAAAAACAAGAGUCAACCCUGAAGAACACUCUGAGAAAGAGGAGAGUGGUAAUUGUGGACCCAGAAACUAAUAAAGAGAUGACAGUUCGUGAAGCAUAUGACAAAGGGUAUAUUGACUACGAGACCUUCCUGGAGCUGUCUGAGCAGGAGUGUGAGUGGGAGGAGAUCACCAUUACUGAUCCAGAUGGUUCCACACGGCUCGUUAUCAUUGACAAGAAGACUGGAAGAAAGUUUGAUAUCACUGAGCUGCUUGAAAUGCAAGUAAUUACUCAGUUAGAUCUAGAUCAGUACAGAUCACACAAGAUCACCCUGACUCAAUUUGCAGAUAUUAUCACCAGUAAGACCAAACAUGGAUCAUCACCAACCUCAGGUACAUCCUCAGUGUCAUCAACUGUCAGAACGUCAGAAGCCUCAGUUCUGUCAUCAGUGACAUCGUUGUCAUCAUCAUCAUCAGUCCUGUCAAGACCCUUAUCACCCACUCUAGCCAAAAUGACCACAACAAAAACUACCACUGUCACAGGGCGAAGUGCCACAGUUAGCAGUGUAUCUCAAGACCCACCUGAUGGCCUUAGAAAUUUAUCCAGUGUAUCUAUCACUCUGGCCUCCCCUGUUGAAAUUGUGGGUGAACAGGAACCUGUGGGUGCCAUCUUUGACACAGAAGUUCUUGAAAAGAUAUCCAUUACAGAGGCUCUAAAUCGCGGUCUGGUGGAUUCCAUCACUGCCCAGAGACUGCUGGAGGCCCAGGCCUGCACUGGAGGUAUUAUCAAUCCCACAAAUGGCCAUAGGUUUGGUAUCCAAGAGGCUGCCCGCCAAGGUAUAAUAACUGACGACAUGGCUACCAAGCUCAAACCUGCCCAGAAAGCCUACAUUGGCUUUGAGGAUGUAAAAACCAAGAAGAAGAUGUCAGCUGCUGAGGCCAUGAAGGAGAUGUGGCUGCCCUAUGAGGCAGCACAAAGGUUCAUGGAGUUCCAGUUUGUAACAGGGGGGCUUUAUGAUCCAGAAAAGGGCUGUAGAAGAACCCUAGACGAUGCUUUGAAAAUGGGCUGGCUGGAUGAAAGAGCAGCCCAUAAGCUACAAGACAUCAGCCAUCACACAAAGAACCUCACCUGCCCUAAGAGCAAACUCAAGAUCGCUUAUAAGGAGGCUCUGGAUAAUUGCAUGGUGGAAGAAAGCACUGGGGUGAAAAUGCUCCAGGCAUCGUCUGUAUCUUCCAGAGGAAUCAGCAGUCCUUACAACGUUUCCUCUGCCCCAGGAUCCACCACUGGAUCCAGGGGUGGCUCACGACGAAGCUCACGCAGGAGCAGUGUAGACUUGGGCUCACCCUCCUCCUCAGCAACUAGCCGCUACACUCAGUCCAGCUUCACCAACUUUUUAUCCACAUCCACCAAAUAAAUAAAAGGCCCUGCACAUCUAUGCUCUUUUCUUACAAACAAAUCAUCAUUUGUUAAAAGCAUUUUGAUUAUUCAGAAAAUAACAUUGGAAAAUGUAUGUGUUAAAAAAUAUUUCUUGCAUAGUUUUAGAUUUUAGCUUUGGUGUUGCUAUACUGUUCGAAAAUGAUGAAAAUUAACACUACCAAGAUGUUUGUUGUGGAAAUUGACAAAGAAAUAAAAAUAGCAAUGGGAGCCUUCUUAAGGUCUUUGGAUUGAAAAUAAAGUGUAUGUGAAUUUAAUUACUGGUGCUCAUAAAAUAGACUUAGAAACAAUUGCCAUAUUCUUGCAUAUAUCAAAUAAUUUUUUCAAAAUGUUCUUGUAAUGUCAUUUCUUUUUAAACUUUGUAUUUGGCGAGAUGUUUUCAUUUACUUCACAUCUAAAAUUCUUGUUUUAUUAGAGUUGGGAUCCACGGUUGGGUUACAUUCAGCUUAACUCCAUUUUUUUUUUUUUUUUUACUUAUUCAGUUAUUAACCAUUGAUUUCUUGCUGUUUAGUGCGUCUGGUUUUGUAACAGUUUCUCAAUAUCACAAAAUAAAAGGUGAUCUUUGA
Messenger RNA from Scatophagus argus, 12007 nucleotides. Its product is annotated as desmoplakin-like. Gene Ontology annotation, molecular function: structural molecule activity. The coding region runs from base 145 to 11421 and encodes 3758 amino acids. NCBI's taxonomy places the organism in Eukaryota, Metazoa, Chordata, Actinopteri, Scatophagidae. The record is from RefSeq and is a predicted model, not a curated record. The transcript has 24 exons. Gene Ontology annotation, cellular component: cytoplasm; intercalated disc; cytoskeleton. Gene Ontology annotation, biological process: intermediate filament cytoskeleton organization; cell-cell adhesion; wound healing.